Messenger RNA from Drosophila eugracilis, 1346 nucleotides. It is a transcript of the gene stil, whose product is annotated as protein stand still. The transcript is spliced from 4 exons. The coding region runs from base 151 to 1131 and encodes 326 amino acids. The record is from RefSeq and is a predicted model, not a curated record. NCBI's taxonomy places the organism in Eukaryota, Metazoa, Arthropoda, Insecta, Diptera, Drosophilidae.
AAAACCGUUGUAUUUUUGCCUAGUCCUCUCUUUCUCCCCUUUCCCUGCGAGAACCAAAUUUGUAUCUCUUCCUCUACUUUGACAUUCCUCCUUUCUCCUUCGUUCUUGAAAGCUAGAAGGUUCAUAGCAAUUCAUUUAUGAAACUGAGAAAUGUCCGUCAACUUAGACAGUGAGGAAGAAAAGAUGGAGGUGAAAAACGAAUCGGAAAGGCGCCAGCAUGUGCCGUACAUCCUAAAUGGAGAACUUUAUCGCAUCGAGAAGCAGGUGGGCGAUAAUGUUACGGUCAAGUGUUGUUACUGUCCGCCGGAUCGGAUUUAUAGAGGCAGCGUGCGCUCCACUGGCAAUUUUCACAUGCACAUAAAGAGACGACAUAGUUCUUUGUUGGGAAAACUUCAUGAAAUGAAGGUGGCGGCUCUAGAGGAGCGCCGUGAUCGCAUCAUGAAGAACCGGCGCUUUGGCAAGCCACGCAAAAAGACUCCAGCUCCCACUCCCACUCCAACCACAAAUACAGUCGGUCAAGGCAAAUCGGGAAUUUUCCUCGAUAUUCAAACGUCUCCAGUAGGGAAUGAAAGCCACGAGCUAAAAAUCAAAACGGUGUUUCAGCGCCACAAGCAAGAGCAGGAGGGAGCCACUCGCAAGUCCCCAGAUUCUAUUUUAGAUAACAGUGUCCAAGCUAAUCCACCGUCCACGACUAACAACCGUGGUGUUUUGGUACAGGAUGUGGAGACACUGCCUUCCAGUUCGUCUAGCGCUGCGGCUAGUGUUUCCCUUUUGGGUCGCCCCGUUAAGCCGGAGCAAGCAAUUGGUUCCCCAUUUACUUCCGAUCAUGCUAUCGAUUUGAGUCGGGCUCCUUCUGUGCAGGGUGAAAGCAAAUCCAGCGGCUCGCUGACCUCCUCGAUGGAGGAUGUAUCCAUGGAGUACACGCGCUCCCACGCUCUCUCGCAGUCUUUGUCCUUGGCACAAUUUUUGGAUCAUUCGCAGCGGGACGUCCUGCAGCGCCUGGAGUGCACAAUGACCCAAAUAAGCCAGGAAUUGCACUGCCGUAACCGAAUUGAACAUAACCGAAUGAUGUUGGAGGCGGCCAAGUUCAAGUUUCUGAAUCCGAAUUUUCAAUUUGAGCCCACACUAUAGCGACUUAUUGAAAAUCAAUAUAAUCUUAUCCAAUUUAAAUCAAAUAAAUGUGCCUUAUUGGUGAGCUUCAGAAUCAGGAUUAUUUCAAAACAAAAAAAUGUAAUCUUAAACAGGUUAUGUUUAUGUAUAUUUGUAAAAUUUAAAAACCUGUAUUUAAUAGAACGAAUUAUAUUUUGUAUUUUACAUCUAAUACAAUAAAGUAUCUUAACGCGAAA